GACUCGCUCCCUGGCAGACCUCGAGCAGACGGCCCUCAGCCACUGGGUGCUGCAGGGUCGGGGCCCCAGUCUUGCCUUCCCAGAGCCCCCGCACCUCGCAGCGCCCCUGAGGCUCACCCAGGGCCUCUCACCCCCUGGCUCUGCUCAUCCUGCCCAGCACAGCGUUUGGCCUCCUUGAACCCAUCAUGAUGCUGGUUGUGCCCCAAGAUCAGGGGCCACGUGCAGUGCCUCAGAGAGGUACCCUCUGUACCAGCUGGGCAACCCCCAGCUCCGCGUGUUCCGAACAAACUUCUUCAUUCAGUUGGUGCGGCCCGGCACGGCCCAGCCCGAGGACACCGUGCAGUUCCGGAUCCCCAUGGAGAUGACCAGGGUGGACCUGAGGAAUUACCUAGAGCGCAUCUACAACGUACCCGUGGCUGCCGUGCGGACGAGGGUGCAGCAUGGUUCCAACAGGAAGAGGGAUUACAGGAACGUGAGGAUGAAGAAACCAGACUACAAGGUGGCCUAUGUGCAGCUGAUACGGAUGCCGUCCUCCAUCCUUUGCCCGUCUGGAAACAGACAGCGCGGCUCUGGCGCGCGCCCCCUCUCAUGCCCUGAUCUCGGGGGGCUGCUCCGUGGGACCCAGCAGACUGAAAGGGCACCUCAGAGCUGCCCCCUCCUCCGCUGCAGCAGGGGCCAGCCCGGUGCCCCACACACGUGCUCGGGGGUCUGGGUUGGGGCUUGGCCGACACUGGCACAUUCUGAACUUUUAGUGAAAGAUGUAAAACCAGUUAAUUUGCAAAGCCGGUCUUGAUUUAUA
This is a messenger RNA of Nyctereutes procyonoides (raccoon dog), 799 nucleotides long. It is a transcript of the gene MRPL23, whose product is annotated as mitochondrial ribosomal protein L23. NCBI's taxonomy places the organism in Eukaryota, Metazoa, Chordata, Mammalia, Carnivora, Canidae. The transcript has 5 exons. The coding region runs from base 356 to 793 and encodes 145 amino acids. Gene Ontology annotation, biological process: mitochondrial translation. Gene Ontology annotation, molecular function: structural constituent of ribosome. Gene Ontology annotation, cellular component: ribosome; mitochondrial large ribosomal subunit. The record is from RefSeq and is a predicted model, not a curated record.